CCAAUUCCUCGAUUUCUUGAAGCUGGUCACCAUUAUUGUACUGUACCAUGGCUGACUGACUGACUUCCGAGCUCCGUGUGUUCUCGGCUUCUUGCUCUCUCCCCACGACGUCUUAUCCAGUUUGGAACUGCUGGGGGUUGGAAGUCUUGGAUAAGCCAGAGAGAUUGGGGUUCCGAAAUCUUGCUACUCGCAUGCGCUCCCUAGCAGUCUCUCCCUAUGCAAUGUCCUCGUUACUAAGAUGAGAGGCUGAAGGUUAUAAGAGAGAAUUCGGCGAGUUCUAGGUUUUCCGGACGCUUGAUCAACCUGUUAUCGGGUAACAUCUAGGUCACGUGCUGCAAUCAUGACGAGCGGCGAAACAGAUGAACGGUCAGGAUCCGAUCCUCCUGCCGGCCAUCCCACCACUAACAGCCAAUCAAAUGCGAGCACCGCAGUCAAUGGCUCAGGAUCGUCGUACUUUUCGGUUAACGAGCGAAGCCCGCCGGCUAGCCCUGCACGGGACGGGAAGACGAGGCCCGCGAAUGACGGCGGGGAUAGCAACGGUCGCGGGGGUGGCUGGGGCUCGGUCAAGCCGUACGUGCUCUCGGUCUCGCUCCUCGCAUCGAUCUCUUCGGCUCUCCUCGGAUAUGACAUUGGCGUUACCAGCGGGGCCCUCAUCUUCGUGGCGGAGGAUUUCGACCUCUCGCACGUGCAGCAGGAGAUCUUCGUCGGCAUCCUCAAUAUAGUCUCCCUCGUUGGUGCGCUAUCAGCCGGUAGACUCGCGGAUUUCGCCGGCCGUAGAUUCGCCAUGGGAACAGCCGCGUCGAUCUUUAUAGCCGGGGCUUUAUGCAUGGCGCUAGCACCGACCUACGCUAUCCUCCUUACAGGCCGUCUCAUUACCGGCAUUGGCGUCGGUUUCGGUCUGGCCCUGCCUCCUCUGUUCAUCUCGGAAAUUUCCCCCCCCGGUCAGCGUGGCGGGCUGGUUUCUUUCGGAGAGCUUUUUAUCAACAUUGGCAUAGUAAUCGGCUUCUUGACCUCAUUUCUUCUUUCCGGGCUGCCCGUGGAUUCCGCCUGGCGAUGGAUGCUGGGACUCGGGGCCGUUCCGGGUUUUAUUCUCGCAGCAGGAGUUUUGUGCCUCCCCGAAUCCCCUCGCUGGCUGAUCAUGCACGGGCAGGUGAAAAAGGCUAAGGAUAUUCUGCUCACCAUAUCAGACAGCCAUGAAGAAGCCCAUGAAAGGUUCCUGGAAAUUCUGGACGCAGCCGGGCUGAAAGAAGAAAUCGUCGGCAAAGGGCCGGCAGCAGGAGCAGAUUUUUCCCCAGCUGCCCGGGGCAGAAGCAAUUCUCGCGAACGGCUAGGAGGAUCCGGUAGUGGGCGUGGGGAGGAGACCGAAUAUGUGGACGAGGAGGAGCAAGAAAUACACGUUAUAAGGCCGAUGGACGGAGCAGGAGGGAAGGGGGUGUGGAAGGAGCUUCUAUGGCCGACUCCGGCCGUGGGGAGAAUGCUCCUUGUGUGCAUAGGGACGAAUUUCCUGCAGCAGGCUAUAGGGAUUGACGCGACGGUGUAUUACUCCCCAGUGGUGCUGAGGGAUGCGGGGAUCACGUCGAGACGGGCGCUGCUAGGAGCGACGCUGCUGAUGGGGGUGAUCAAGGUGUCUUUCGUUGGCAUUGCCACGUGUCUUCUGGAUAACUUUGGGCGGCGGCCACUGCUUCUCGUCUCCACAGCAGGCAUGACCGCUGCGCUCCUCACUCAAGCGCUGGCGUUCCUCAAGCUGCCAACCAUUGCCGACAUCGACAUGGACACCACGGCCACCACGGGCGUCCCAGCUGCAGCCAUCGUGGCAUUCACAGGCAUCUGCGUGUACGUGGCCUUCUUCUCCAUCGGCAUCGGCCCCAUCAAUUGGCUCUACACCUCAGAGAUCUUCCCACUGAGACUCCGAGCACAAGCGACCGGGAUUGGCACAGCGGUGAAUAGGAUCGCGUCGGGAGUGGUUGCGAUGACGUUUCUGAGCCUGGCGGACGCGACUGGGAGUCCUGCUGGGCCGUUUUUCAUGUUUGCAGGUGUGGGGGUCGUUGGGUUUGUGUUCUUCUACUUUUUCGCGCCGGAGACGAGGGGCAAGAGCCUGGAGCAGAUAGUGAGGAUGUUUGAAAAGGGGACAUACGCAUGGGUGAAGGAGGCUCCGGAUGAGAUUCCGAGCGUGGGGCUGGCGGUGUAUGAUGGGAACAAGAUGCAGCAAGGGUGGGGGACUGCAGAUUCCAGCCCUAGCAGAACACCGCGAGAUGUGUGGUAACAAUGCAAGACGCCUCAACUCACAAGCAAGAAAUGGGCACAGCAGACUCUGGCUCAAUCAAAACACCAGGGGAGUCAGAGGGAUGGACGUGUGGGAAGACCGCAGGUGCGGGGUGGUGUUAUUGCCACAGCAGAUUGUGUGGGUGGUGGUGGUGGGGUGAGAGGAUGUGGAGUACUCUAGGGUGAGGUACACCGCAACACGUCAACAAGUAGUAUGGUAAACAAUCGUUUAUGCAUGAGAAAUGAGGUGUCUGUUGGGGUACUCGAAUGUGGUAAUCCGAGUAAGGAGCAGGUAUCGUUUUCUGAUUCCAACACAUAACACCUGUGAACUUGUGGUAAAUAAACUUAUAAAUAUGUUGAAGGGCU
Molecule: messenger RNA, 2628 nt
Organism: Closterium sp. NIES-67
Lineage: Eukaryota; Viridiplantae; Streptophyta; Zygnematophyceae; Desmidiales; Closteriaceae
Source: the annotation of a GenBank genome assembly